Molecule: messenger RNA, 3298 nt
Organism: Macaca mulatta (Rhesus monkey)
Lineage: Eukaryota; Metazoa; Chordata; Mammalia; Primates; Cercopithecidae
Gene: TP53I11
Product: tumor protein p53 inducible protein 11
Source: RefSeq, a predicted model, not a curated record
AGACUCGGUAAGCCCCGGCCGCGCAGGGCGCCGCGCGCAGUCCAGCCGGCCCUGCCCUGCCCUGCCCUGCCUUGCCCUGCCCUGCGCUGCCCGGCCCCGCGCGGGCGGCGCGAUGUGAGGCGCCCAAGCCCGGAGCCUCCGCCUGACACCAGCUCCACGCAGCCUGGCGCCGGCACGCGCGAGGCCCAUUUGACUGACUGAGGACGCGACGGGCACUCAGCUUCUCUGCAUCUCUGUCGCCCAGCGGAGGGGCUGGCACAUACCCUUCUGCAGAGGCCGGGCUGGAGGAGAAGAUGGCGGCCAAGCAGCCCCCGCCUCUGAUGAAGAAGCACAGCCAGACGGACCUCGUGAGCCGCCUGAAGACCCGCAAGAUCCUCGGCGUGGGCGGGGAGGACGACGACGGGGAGGUGCAUCGCUCCAAGAUCAGCCAGGUCUUGGGCAAUGAAAUCAAGUUUACUGUUCGGGAGCCUUUGGGGCUCAGGGUCUGGCAGUUCGUCUCUGCUGUGCUCUUCUCUGGCAUUGCCAUCAUGGCACUUGCCUUCCCUGACCAGCUCUAUGAUGCGGUCUUUGAUGGAGCCCAGGUGACCAGCAAGACCCCCAUCCGCCUCUAUGGCGGUGCCCUCCUCAGCAUCUCCCUGAUCAUGUGGAACGCUCUCUACACGGCUGAGAAGGUCAUCAUUCGAUGGACCCUGCUCACUGAAGCCUGCUACUUCGGGGUCCAGUUCUUGGUGGUCACUGCCACGCUAGCUGAGACGGGCCUCAUGUCCCUGGGGAUCCUGCUGCUCCUGGUCAGCCGCCUCCUUUUUGUCGCCAUCAGCAUUUACUACUAUUACCAAGUCGGCCGAAGACCCAAGAAGGCCUAGCUGCCCGCUGGGCCUGGGGCCCUGCCCAUGCCCAGGGCAGAGUGGCGCUGGGGCCUCGGCUUCCCUCUGGCUCCUGGAAGACAGGAGGGUCCCCUGCCCUGCCCCAGCCCUGCCCCAGGGAGGCAGGGGGUGGGGGGCCUUCCUUUCCUCCUGGGCACUCCGUGUGCUGUGACCUCCUGGGCUUUCAGGCUUGACAUGCUGGUGUGGGGAGAGACAGGGCCUCUGCUGCCCGAUUCCUCACCCUCACAGUGAUACCUCCUUUCCUUGGGUCUCUCGGCCUCCAGACCCCUCAACAGACACUGACGAAAGUCAAGCUGGAGUCAUGAGGGUAGUGGGCUAAGUCGAGGGUCCAGCCUCUUCUGCCAGGAAGCCCUUCUUGCUUUUGAGAGAUGCUGUGACCACCCCCAUCCUUCUCCCCACACCCCCAGCCAACCUAGUGCCCAACCAGCUAAACUUGGCUUCCCUCUAAUCCUGGAAAACCCUGUACCCCUCCUCCCCAAUCUGGCCCUCUCCACACGCACACCCUGAACGCACAUACAGACACAACACACACACACACCCCCCCAUGAUGUGAGCAAGCACAUACACAUAACAUACGCACAGUCUCUCUCACACACACACGUGCACCUUCACAGCCCAGCCGAGGGCACGCAGGCAGGGUGUGCGGUCUGAGAUGGCACCUCCCUUUCAGCCGUUCUUCAAGGAUGGGCCACACACAGCUAGACGCCCUGUCCCCACUCUCCUGGCCUGGCGCGAUGAGCUCUCCUGGGACCUUGCUCUAGGGCACUCUGUCUCUACCCCAGGACCCCGGAGUCCCCUGGGAGCCCCCUCCCUGCAACCAGCCCGAGUUCAGAGGCAGCCAGCAGCUGCACCCACAGGCCGCACGGACAAAGGGACACACAGCCCCCAGUGGAGACCAUUGUAAGAGGUGGGGCUGGGAGAGGAGGAACAGAAGGAAAGCCAUAGCGCUCCCUCGCCCUGGAAUGUCCCCCAAGGCCUGAUGGCCACUGGGCUCAGCCUGUCCCCCACUCCUCCCUGUUUCCUGGUGAGCUGUCCUCAACACCUGCAACCCUGGCUGCCUCCAGGGCCUGGCUGAGUGGGACUGGGUGGCCCUCAAACUCAGCACAGGAAGUAAGUAGAAACAUUUCAGCAAGCCGCCUCCCUUUAUCUCCCCCACCCUGGCACCCUGGCAAAGGCUGACAACUGGCUGUCUUGGGGCUGAAGAGCCCCCCCCCCGCCUCUCCCUGAGGGCCCACCAGCCUGUGCUGUACACCCCCCAUUAGUCCCUGAUCCCAACCCUCCCUCCUGCCAGCACACCGGCACACAUGGGAAGGGGCAAGCCCCAGCCCUGGGGACAGGCGUAGGGAGAGAAGCAGCCCCAGGCCCCAGACUGGCUUCCCAUCCUGGCAUAGAGCCGGGAAUGGCUGGAGGGUGUCUAUAUGUACAGCCAGCUCUGGCUGCUGCCAGGUGGGCCCCUGCCGGGGGUCCUCACCCCUGUCCACUCUUGUGCCUGGCUGUCCCUGCACCCAGAUACAGCACCACGGCCUGUACCCAGCAGAGCAGUGGCACCACCGUGGUUCCAGUGGAUGCCCCAAGGCUCUGCUUGGUAAACGUGGCUGAGCAGAAUGGGAGGCUGGACCCUGAGGAAGGGCCCCUCUCCUGGCAUCUGUCUCUCGCUACCUAAGCCUGUGCCUCUCCCUAAAGAGCUCCUCCCUGCUGCCAAGCCCUGGUCUGGCCACGAGCCACUACUGCCUCACACCGGUGGUGCCGCCAGCAGGCAGUGCCCUCGGGCCGAAGCCUCAGUCCCCCAUCUGAGCCAGGCCUAGUCCUCUAAUAGGGAUGGUGGCUUUGUCCUCCCAUCACUGCAGGUGCAUUCCACCUGGGGAAUGAGGCUGUGCGCUGGGCGUCUGCUGGCCCUGAGACAUCCAGUCUUCCACACUCAACCGUGGGAUGGGAGGGUGGCGUGGCCUUACCCACGGGGCUGGCCAGGCUCUGGUACAGAGCUGUGCUCACGAAAUACCGGGUGGCUUGGUUAGACCUAAUUGUAGUGGAGCCUGGGGGAGAGGGUGAGGGAGGGGACUGCGGGUCAGAUAAGACCUGGAAGACAGACGUACAGCCGGCGGGCAGGGGGACUUUAAGGCAAGGAGGACUUACAGUUGGGAAGGAGGCAGUGGCAGAGGGGCGAGGGACAGGGGGGCCCUUAAGUCCAGCGAGGAAAGCUUCAUGUGGGCCCCGCACUGCGCUCCGUUCGGGGUGACCUGGAACACCUCUUUUCCCAGCUCCCUCCAGCCAUCAGCAGCCUCUUGUCAAGCUUCCGUCUCACCCCAGUCUAUCCCCACCCCCAAAUCAAGACCACCUUUUCUUCACGGUCACUAUUUAUUCUUUGUUCCUUUUUCUUUUUGUAAGAAACAGUCACAAAAACCAGUGCAAAACCA